Messenger RNA from Mesorhabditis belari, 444 nucleotides. The record is from the annotation of a GenBank genome assembly. Lineage: Eukaryota; Metazoa; Nematoda; Chromadorea; Rhabditida; Rhabditidae.
AUGUUGAAAUACAUUUUCUUCGCUGUAUUCAUUACGAUUUACGCCGAAAAGGCGAGUGUGACGGUGUCCGGGAAAUGGACGUGCAAUGGGAAAGCGGUUGAGGGAGUUGAAGUGACACUUUAUGAGUGGGACAUUUUCGAUCCAAACGACAUCCUCGACACAGCCAUCACAGGAUCCAAUGGGGAAUUCACGGUGCAGGGUGAAGAUUGGGAUUUCCCAAUCGUUUGGUUUAAUUUGAACGUCACCCACAAAUGUUUUCCCGAUUACAAGCCGCAUAAAAGAUGGUCGGAACUUUUUGUGAAAGAUGGCAAUUGGUUUUGUCCUUUCUCGACGACGAUUUGGAUCAAGAAAGCGUGCCUCAAUGAACAUUGUGAUAUGGGUGCGAAUGAAUUGAAUGGAAGGGGGCAACCAACUGAAUGUCGGUCAUCGGAGAAAGUGAGCGAG